Periconia digitata is the source of this 1134-nucleotide messenger RNA. NCBI's taxonomy places the organism in Eukaryota, Fungi, Ascomycota, Dothideomycetes, Pleosporales, Periconiaceae. The record is from the annotation of a GenBank genome assembly.
AUGUUUCCCAGCGCCAGUAAAGGCGCAAAGACGAAGAAGCAUGGGGUUGGUGGGUGGAUCCAAUCCAUUUGCUACCUAGUAGCUGCUUGGCUUGGCGAAACCGUGCGUCCGAGCUUUGAGCUUCCAGCGCUGCGUCAACCACCGUUGCCUUCCUUAGAUCGCGGCCAUCCCAACCACAGCUCCAGCGACGACAAACGACCACGGCCCCGCCUACAGUCAACAAUCCCACUCCGCCGUAGAUCGAUUGCACGUCCUCGUGUUUCCCCUCACAAACACACGCACACAUCCGCGCCAUCAAUCACCAUGGCCGGCUUCGACUUCUCCAACCACAACCGUAAUGCCGCCCUCCACGCCCAGGGUGUACCUCUACCCAAGGCGACCAGCACCGGAACCACCAUCGUGGGCUGCCUGUUUGAUGGCGGAGUCGUAAUUGCAGCAGAUACCCGAGCGACGAGCGGUCCCAUAGUAGCAGACAAGAAUUGCGAGAAACUUCACUACAUCGCCCCUCAGAUUUGGUGUGCCGGUGCAGGUACCGCUGCAGAUACCGAAUUCACAACCGCCAUCAUCUCGUCCAACCUCGAGCUCCACGCUCUGUCCACCGGCCGCAAACCCCGCGUCGUGACGUGCAUGACGAUGCUGAAGCAACAUCUCUUCCGCUAUCAGGGUCACAUUGGAGCAUACCUCGUCAUCGCUGGUGUAGACCCUACUGGCUCCCACCUGUUCACUGUACAUGCCCACGGAUCCACCGAUAAGCUGCCAUACGUGACGAUGGGUUCCGGUUCGCUCGCCGCCAUGUCCGUUUUCGAAACACAGUGGCAGAGGAACCUGUCGAGGGAAAAGGCCGUUGAGUUGUGUGCUGAAGCUAUUGAGGCCGGUAUCUGGAACGAUUUGGGAUCCGGAAGCAACGUGGACGUGGCUGUCAUCACUGAGGAGAAGACCACUUUGAUGAGGAACUUCAGGACUCCCAACAAACGUGGUGCGAAGGCGAGAAACUACAAGUUCGAGCGUGGCACUACGGCGGUCUUGAACGAGAAAAUCAUCACCAAGGAAGAGAUCAGCAAAUAUGUGACUGUCCACGAGCUGCAGGAUGACAGUGUGACGGCGACGGCGGAAACAAUGGAUGUGGACUCGUAG